This is a messenger RNA of Drosophila persimilis, 31356 nucleotides long. RefSeq lists its product as uncharacterized. NCBI's taxonomy places the organism in Eukaryota, Metazoa, Arthropoda, Insecta, Diptera, Drosophilidae. Gene Ontology annotation, molecular function: calcium ion binding; zinc ion binding. Gene Ontology annotation, cellular component: nucleus. The record is from RefSeq and is a predicted model, not a curated record.
ACAUUGACGAAUGCCAAGAUCCCGCGAUAGCAGCGCGAUGCGUGGAGAAUGCCGAGUGCUGUAAUCUGCCGUCGCACUUCCUGUGCAAGUGCAACGAUGGGUACGAGGGCGACGGUGAAGUGCUCUGCACGGAUGUGGACGAGUGCCGCAAUCCGCAGGCCUGCCCCCCGAACGCCCAGUGCAUCAACACGCCUGGGAACUACACCUGUGCCUGUCCCGAGGGCUUUGUGGGCGCCGAUCCCUACAAGGACUGUCAGGACGUGGACGAGUGCACAUAUCCGAAUGUCUGCGGACCCGGUGCCAUAUUUACGAAUCUCGCGGGCAGUUAUCGCUGCGACUGCCCGCCGGGAUACGACGGCGAUGGACGCGCCGACCAAGGAUGCGUGGACCAGGACGAGUGUGCUCGAUCUCCCUGCGGCCGCAAUGCCAACUGUUUGAAUAACGACGGCAGCUUCCGCUGCCUCUGCCCCGACGGCUACAGCGGGGAUCCCAUGCACGGCUGCGAGGAUGUUGAUGAAUGCGCCACUAACAAUCCAUGCGGUUCGGGUGCUGAAUGCGUGAACAUGGGCGGUAGCUAUCAGUGUCGUUGUCCCCUCGGCUUCGUCCUCGAGCACGAUCAGAACGCAGAGCCACCUCUCGCCAUCCUGCCACUGGGCUAUGGCCAGGGGGAAGCCGAUAUCCAUACGGCGGUGGCUCCUGCCACAUCGGGCGCGGGCUUGGCCUGCCUGGACAUCGAUGAGUGCAACCAGCCGGAUGGCAUGGCCAAGUGCGGCACCAACGCCAAAUGCAUUAACUUUCCGGGCUCGUAUCGAUGUCUGUGCCCGAGUGGAUUCCAAGGACAGGGCUAUUUGCAUUGCGAGAACAUCAACGAGUGUCAGGACAACCCGUGCGGCGAGAAUGCCAUCUGCACGGACACGAUCGGAAGCUUUGUGUGCACCUGCAAGCCGGACUACACCGGCGAUCCCUUCCGCGGCUGCGUGGACAUUGACGAGUGUGCCGCCCUGGACAAACCCUGCGGCCAGCACGCCCAGUGCGAAAACACGGUUCCCGGGUACAACUGCAAGUGUCCGCAGGGCUACGACGGCAAGCCCGAUCCAAAGGUGGCCUGCGAACAGGUGGAUGUGAACAUCCUCUGCCGCAGUAAUUUCGAUUGCACCAACAACGCCGAGUGCAUUGAGAACCAGUGCUUCUGCCUUGACGGAUUCGAGCCCAUUGGCGCCAGUUGUGUGGACAUCGAUGAGUGUCGCACCCAUGCAGAGGUCUGCGGCCAGCAUGCCCAGUGCCUGAACACUCCCGGCUCGUAUCGUUGCGACUGUGAGGCCGGGGGCAGUCCCCCGAGGAUGGCCUGCAAGCAGCCCUGCGAGGAUGUCCGCUGUGGGCCGCAUGCCUACUGCAAACCGGACCAGAACGAGGCCUACUGCGUCUGCGAGGAGGGAUGGACCUACAAUCCCAGUGAUGUAGCCGCCGGUUGUGUGGACAUUGACGAGUGCGAUCUGCUGCAUGGACCCUUUGGCAGCUGUGGCCAGAACGCCACAUGCUCCAACACCGCCGGUGGUUACUCGUGCGCCUGUCCUCCAGGCUUCUCUGGAGAUCCGCACAGCAAGUGCGUGGAUGUGGACGAGUGCCGGACUGGCAGUAAAUGCGGAUCGGGCGCCGAGUGCGUGAACAUGCCCGGCGGUGGAUACACCUGUCGCUGUCCCGAACACACCAUUGCCGAUCCCGAUCCCAGUGUGCGCUGCGUACCCAUCGUGAGCUGCACGACCAGCGAGAACUGUCCCGGAAAUGCCAUCUGUGACGAAACGAAGCGUUGUCUGUGCCCGGAGCCGAAUAUAGGCAACGAUUGCCGGCAUCCGUGCGAAACGCAGGACUGCGGAGCCCAUGCCCAGUGCAUGCUGGCCAAUGGUCAGGCGCAGUGCCUCUGUGCACCCGGCUACACUGGAAAUGCCGCUCUUCCCGGCGGCUGCAACGACAUUGACGAGUGCCGGGCCAAUCCUUGUGCGGAGAAGGCCAUUUGCACCAACACAGCGGGUGGAUAUCUUUGCCAGUGCCCGGGCGGAUCAUCGGGCGAUGCUUACCGCGAGGGAUGUGCCACAUCCAAGAGUGCAGGCUGUUCCGACGCGAAUCCCUGUGCGGCUGGCGAGAGCUGCGUGCAGGAUUCGUACACAGGAAAAAGCGUGUGCAUCUGCCGCCAGGGCAAGAACCUGCCCGGAAGCUACGAGUGCCGCUGCCCGCAGGGCCACACCGGCAACCCCUUCAUCAUGUGUGAGAUCUGCAGCACCGCAGAGUGCCAGUGCCAGGCGCCGUACAAGCUUCUGGGCAACAGCUGCGUCCUCGCGGGCUGCUCCAGUGGCGGCCAGGCCUGCCCCAGCGGUGCGGAAUGCAUCUCCAUUGCCGGUGGCGUGAGUUACUGCGCCUGCCCCAAGGGUUACCAGACGCAGCCGGACGGCACCUGUGCGGAUGUCAACGAGUGCGAGGAGCGCGGCACCCAGCUCUGCGCCUUUGGAGCUCAGUGCGUGAAUCAGGCCGGGGGCUACACCUGCCACUGUCCCGAGGGCUACCUGGGGGAUGCCUACAACGGACUUUAUGCUCCGGCCCAAAGGAAGUGCGCCGCAGACAAGGAGUGUGCCAGCAACGAGAAGUGCAUCCAGCCGGGAGAGUGUGUCUGCCCACCGCCGUACUUCCUCGAUCCUCAGGACAACAACAAGUGCAAGAGCCCCUGCGAGCGAUUCCCCUGUGGCAUCAAUGCCAAGUGCACGCCCUCGGAUCCCCCGCAAUGCAUGUGCGAGGCGGGCUUCAAGGGCGAUCCCCUGCUCGGCUGCACAGACGAGGAUGAGUGCGCGCAUUUGCCAUGCGCCUACGGUGCCUACUGCGUGAACAAGAAGGGAGGAUACCAGUGCGUGUGCCCCAAGGGAUUUACCGGAGACCCGUACAAGAGCGGCUGCAUCUUUGAGAACGGAACGCCCAAGAGCAAGUGCCUCAGCAACGAGGAUUGCGCGAGUAAUCUGGCCUGCCUCGACGGCAGUUGCCUGAGUCCCUGUGCCAGUCUCCUGUGCGGAUCGAACGCCUACUGCGAGACCGAACAGCAUGCGGGAUGGUGUCGCUGUCGCGUGGGUUUCGUCAAGAAUGCCGAUGGCGAGUGCGUCUCCCAGUGCCAGGACGUGAUCUGCGGCGAGGGAGCCUUGUGCAUACCCACCAGCGACGGACCCACCUGCAAGUGCCCGCAGGGACAGCUGGGGAAUCCCUUCCCCGGCGGCAGCUGCAGCACGGAUCAGUGUACGGCCACGCGGCCUUGCGACGAGCGUCAGAUCUGCAUCAACGGACGCUGCAAGGAGCGCUGCGAUGGGGUCGUCUGCGGCAUUGGAGCCACCUGCGACAAGAACAACGGAAAGUGCGUCUGUGAACCGAACUUUGUCGGCAAUCCUGAUCUCCUCUGCAUGCCGCCCAUCGAGAUGGCCAAGUGCUCGCCAGGCUGCGGGGACAAUGCCCAUUGCGAGUACGGAUUGGGACAGAGCCGAUGUGCCUGCAAUCCGGGAACAUAUGGCAAUCCCUACGAGGGCUGUGGCGCCCAGAGCAAGAAUGUCUGCCAGCCGAAUAGCUGUGGUCCGAACGCGGAAUGUCGCGCUGUGGGAAACCACAUCACGUGCCUCUGUCCGCAGGGCUUCAGCGGCAAUCCCCAUGUGGGCUGCCAGGACGUGGACGAGUGCACCAACAAACCGUGCGGCCUAAAUGCCGCCUGCCUCAACACUGCCGGUGGCUUCGAGUGCCUCUGCCUGUCCGGACACGCCGGAAAUCCCUACAGCAGCUGCCAACCCAUCGAGAGCCGGUUCUGCCAGGAUGCAAACAAGUGCCAGUGCAACGAGCGCGUGGAGUGCCCCGAUGGCUACAGUUGCCAGAACGGACAGUGCAAGAACCUCUGCUCCAAGGCGGACUGUGGACCGCGUGCCAUCUGCGAUGCUGGGAAAUGCCACUGCCCCAUGGGCUACAUCGGAGAUCCGCAUGAUCUCAGCGAGGGAUGCAGCGUGCGCGGCCAGUGUGGCAACGAUGCCGACUGCCGUCACACGGAGAUCUGCUUCCAGCUGGGCAGGGGUCUGCGCAAGUGCGUGGAUGCCUGCUCGAAGAUCCAGUGCGGUCCCAAUGCCCUCUGCGUGGGCGAAGAUCAUCGCUCGUCGUGCAUCUGCUCCGACGGUUUCUUCGGCAAUCCGAGCAAUCUGCAAGUGGGCUGCCAGCCGGAACGGACGAUACCCGAAAUGGAGGACAAAUGCAAAACGGACAAGGACUGCGAGCGCGGCUUCGGCUGCCAGACUUCAUCGGCCCAUGGCACUCGGGAUUGCAUUAAUCUAUGCUCGAAUGUGGUCUGCGGACCGAACGAGCUGUGCAAGAUCAAUCCCGCGGGACAUGCCAACUGCAAUUGUGCCGAGAGCUUCGUGUGGAACCCGGUGGUCUCCUCGUGCGAGAAACCCUCGCUGCCCGACUGCACCAGCGAUGCCAACUGUCCGGAUGCCUCCGCCUGUCGCCCGGACGUCCUGGGCGUGCUCAAGUGCGUGGCCAUCUGCGAUUCCUUCACCUGUCCGGCCAAUGCCAUUUGCGUGGCCCGGCAGCACCAGGGACGCUGCGACUGCCUGAACGGUUUUGUGGGAAAUCCCAACGAUCGGAAUGGCUGCCAGCCGGCGCAGAAGCAUCAGUGCCGCAGCCAUGCCGAGUGCCAGGAGUCGGAGGCCUGCAUCAAGGACGAGACCACCCAAACGCUGAGCUGUCGCCCAGCCUGCGAGUCGGUCAAGUGCGGCCCCCGUGCCGUCUGCAUCACGAACAACCAUCAGGCCCAGUGCCAGUGUCCGCCCGGACCAUUCGCCGGCGAUCCGUACGAUCCGUUCAAUGGCUGCCAGAGCGUGCCGUGUGUCUACAAUCACGACUGUUUCACCACCCAAAUGUGCAACCGAAUGACCCACACCUGCUUCGAUGUCUGCGACGAGGAGUCGUGUGGCGAGAAUGCCAUCUGCUUGGCCGAGGAUCAUCGCGCCGUGUGCCAGUGCCCUCCCGGAUUCCGUGGCGACCCACUGCCCGAGGUGGCUUGCACCAAACAGAGCGGCUGUGCCGCAGGAACCUGUCAUGCAUCGGCCAUUUGUGAGGUCGCACCCGAGGGACCCGUGUGCAAGUGUCCGCCUCACUUCGUGGGCGAACCCAAGAGCGCGGGCUGCCGUCCGGACGGCCAGUGCCCCAAUGGGGAUGCCGACUGUCCGGCCAACACCAUCUGCGCGGGCGGACGCUGUCAGAAUCCGUGCGACAACGCCUGCGGAUCGAAUGCCGAGUGCAAGGUCGUGAACCGGAAGCCCGUCUGCAGUUGUCCGCUGCGUUUCCAACCCAUCUCCGAUUCGGCCAAGGACGGAUGCGCCCGCAGCGCCUCCAAGUGCCUGACCGACGUGGACUGCGGCGGAGAGCUGUGCUUCAACGGCCAGUGCCGCAUCGCGUGCCGGAACUCGCAGGACUGCUCCGACGGCGAGAGCUGUCUGAACAACGUCUGUGUGGUGGCCUGCCUGGACCACAGCCAGUGCGCCAGUGGCCUGGCCUGAGUGGAGGGUCACUGCACCAUCGGCUGCCGCAGCAACAAGGAGUGCAAGCAGGACCAGUCCUGCAUCGAGAACAAGUGUCUGAAUCCGUGCCAGUCCGGCAACAGUUGCGGCCCCAAUGCCCUCUGCAACAUUGCCCAGCACCGGAGUCAGUGCAGCUGUCCGGAGGGAUUCGAGGGCAAUCCCACGCCCGAACAGGGCUGCGUGCGAGUGCCCGCUCCCUGCCUGGCCAGCAAUCAGUGCCCCAACGGACACAUGUGUAUCGGCAACCAGUGCAAUCUCCCCUGCACCAAGACCUCCUCCUGCGCGAUUGGAGAGCGCUGCUAUCAGCAGGUGUGCCGCAAGGUCUGCUACACCAGCAACAACUGUCUGGCCGGGGAGAUCUGUAAUGCGGAUCGCACCUGCCAGCCAGGAUGCGACUCCGACGCGGACUGCCCGCCCACAGAGCUCUGCCUCACUGGAAAGUGCAAGUGCGCCAGCGGAUUUAUUGGCACGCCCUUUGGCUGCUCCGACAUCGACGAGUGUACGGAGCAGCCGUGCCAUGCCAGUGCCCGGUGCGAGAAUGUGCCCGGUUCUUAUCGCUGUGUGGGUCCCGAGGGUACCGUCGGCGAUGGAUACACCAAGCAGGGCUGUUCCCAAGGGCGGCAAUGCCACCAGCCGGACGAUUGUGCCAACAAUUUGGCCUGCAUACAGGGCAAGUGCACGGAUCCGUGCCUGCAGACCGUGUGCGGAGCCAUUGCCCAUUGCCAGUCGGAAGGACACGAGGCUCAGUGUAGCUGUCCUGCUGGAUAUCUAGGUGAUCCAAAUGAUACAGGAGUCGGCUGCUUCAAGGUCGAGUGCAUCGAUCAUGUGGACUGUGCCAGCGAUCGUGCCUGCGAUGCGGAGACGAAUCGCUGCAUCAAACCCUGCGACCUAACCGGCUGCGGCAAAGGAAACUGCGAGGUGUCCGACCACAAGGCGGUAUGCGCCUGCUACGAGGGAUACCAACUGGUCAGCGGAUGAGUGUGCGAAGAUAUCAACGAGUGUCUGUCGCAGCCCUGCCACAGCACGGCCUUCUGCAACAAUCUGCCUGGAAGCUACAACUGCCAGUGCCCCGAGGGACUCAUCGGAGAUCAGCAGGCCGGAUGCCGGGAUCCCAGCGAAUGCCUCAGCGAUGUCGACUGCCCCGCAACCGCCAGUUGCCAGAAUUCCCGAUGCCGCAGUCCCUGCGAACGGCAGAAUGCGUGCGGCAUCAAUGCCAACUGUCAGGCUCAAAGCCACCAGGCCGUGUGCACCUGCUCCGCGAAUUCCCGCGGAGAUCCUCUCGUCGAGUGCGUACACAGCGAGUGCUCGGACAACGAUGACUGUGGCGGGGACAAGGCCUGCCUGGAUGCCAAAUGUAUUGAUCCUUGCUCUCUGCCCAAUGCCUGCGGAGCCCAGGCUCUCUGUUCGGUCCAGAAUCACAUCGGAGUCUGUGCCUGCGAGUCGGGCAGCACCGGAGAUGCCAAACAGGGAUGUGUGCCACUGCAAUACUGCCAGCAGGAUGCGCAGUGCGCACAGGGAAGCAUUUGCUCGCAUGGAAUUUGCAGCCCUCUCUGCAGCACCAACAGGGAUUGCAUCUCGGAGCAGUUGUGCCUUCAAGGCGUCUGCCAGGGCACCUGUAAAUCCAACACGACCUGUCCCCAGUUCCAGUUCUGCUCGAACAACAUCUGCACUAAGGAGCUGGAGUGCGGCGCCAAUACGGACUGUGGCGAGGACGAGACCUGCCAGAUGGAUGCCUACGGACGUGCCCGCUGUGAGCCCGUGUGCCUCGGUCGUGCCGCCUGUGGCCGCAAUGCCGAGUGUGUGGCUCGCUCCCACUCUCCGGACUGUAUUUGCAAGGAUGGGUUCUUUGGGGAUGCCAAGUCGGGCUGCCGCAAGAUCGAGUGCAGCAGCGACGAGGACUGUUCGAACGACAAGAGCUGCGACAAUAAUAUGUGCAAGAUCGCCUGCCUGAUAGGCCAGCCCUGCGGGGACAACGCUCUCUGCACCACGGAACACCAUCAGCAGGUGUGCCACUGCCAGCCCGGCUUCAGUGGCGAUCCCCGCGUACGCUGCGAUGUCAUUGACUUUUGUCGCGAUGCUCGGUGCGGACCCGGUGCCCGUUGCCGGAACUCGCGCGGCUCCUAUAAGUGUAGCUGUCCCCCCGGCCUCGUUGUUGACCCGUAUAAUGAGGGCUGUCGCAGCUCCGUGGAGUGCGAGACCAACGAGGACUGUCCCCCGCAUGCUGCAUGCACCAAAACUAACGGCGUGGCCAAGUGUCACGAUCUCUGCGCACAACUGCAAUGUGGCCCCAUCGCUCACUGUGCAUGCCGCAUGGGCUACGACGGCCAACCCGCUGACCGGGUGGCCGGCUGUAAGCCAUUGCCCGUUCCCUGUCAGGUCACCGGCGACUGUCCCACAAACACCUACUGCUCGGAUAGCGUCUGCAAACCUGCCUGCGUGCUGGACACCGAGUGUGGGCCGUCGGAGGUGUGCCAGGGCGGCCAAUGCUUCAAUCCCUGUGUCCAGCCCCAGGCCUGCGGCCAGAACGCCGAGUGCGUGAUGUUGAACCACCUUAAACAGUGCCACUGCCCGGAGGGUUUCACCGGAGACUCGUCGAAGGAAUGUGUCCGGGUGCCAGUUGCCUGCGAUGGUGACUGCUCGCCUGGCUACACCUGCCGCGACUCCAUGUGCCUUCCUGUGUGCCACAACGAUCUGGAGUGUGCCUCCAACGAGAAAUGCUUGCGGGGAAAUUGCAUGCUGACCUGCCGCGUGGAUAACGAUUGCUUCUUGGGGCACGUCUGCCUGCACAACAAGUGCGUCUACGGCUGCCAUGUGGAUGAUGACUGCAGUGCCUCCGAGUCCUGCCGCAACGAUAAGUGUGUGAAUCCCUGUGUGGAGAGUCCCUGCGGCCCAAAUGCCGCCUGUUCGGUUUCCAAUCACCGGGCCACCUGCAGCUGUCUGGAGAGCAUGGUACCCAAUCCCACGCCCCAGGUGGGCUGCGUGCGUGCCCCCCCGCUCGAGUGCCGCGAGAAUCGCGACUGUGGCAACGGGCUGGCAUGCUUCGAGUCUGUGUGCCGCCCCUUGUGCGCCGACGACGCCGGCUGCCUGACCAACGAGCGUUGCCAGCAGGGCGUCUGCAAGCCACUCUGUCGCCACGACAACGAAUGCGCCCACGGCGAACUGUGUCUGGGUCUUAACUGCGUGCCCGGCUGCCGGUCCGACCAGGGUUGUCCGCCCGAGCUUUCCUGCUCUGCCCAACAGUGCGUGGAUCCCUGUGCAGACCCCACGGCCUGUGGAACGAAUGCCCUCUGCCAGACGAUUGACCAUCGCAAACAGUGCACUUGCCCGGAGGGACUUAGCGGCAUGGCCAACGUGGCCUGCAAGGUUCCGCGAAUCGCCUGCGGACGCAACGAGGACUGCCAGAACAACCAAUUGUGCUACGCCGGAAGCUGUCAGGGCAAGUGUCGCAACGACCAGAACUGUCUCUCGGACGAGCGCUGCAUGCGUGGAACCUGCCGCACAGUCUGCAACACGGAUGAGGUCUGUGCCCAGGGCCAGAUCUGCGAGAAUCGUGUCUGUCAGACCGGUUGCCGCAACGACCUUAGCUGUGCGACCGACGAGGCCUGCGUGAACAAGAAGUGCCAGAAUCCCUGUCGCAGCCCCGGCCAGUGUGGCCAGUGUGCCGACUGUCUGGUGGUGAAUCAUGGCGUCCAGUGCCAGUGUCCGGCCUCUUUCAUUGGAGACGGCCUCACUGGCUGCCAACUGCCAGCGGAGCGCUGCCAUCCCGGCUGUGAAUGCGACGAGAACGGGGCCUACUGCGCCACAAAAUGCUCCCGAACGGAGGACUGCGCCUGCGGACAACAGUGCGCGCGCGGAAAGUGUCGCAACAAGUGCGGACCCAAGCGACAAUGCACCGUGGGACAGUUGUGCGAGAGAGGCGCCUGCAUUGCCGGCUGCAAGUCCAACAGUGACUGUGCCGCCGACCAGAGCUGUGUGCGCGGCAAGUGUACAGACCCAUGUGCCGACGACAAGGCCUGCGGACGCAAUGCCCUGUGCACCGUGUCCGAGCAUCGUAUGCUCUGCUACUGCCCCGACGGCUAUGAGGGAGAACCCAGUAAGGAGUGCGUGCAGUUCGAGUGUCGUCAGGACUCUGACUGCGACAGCAGCAAGCGAUGCGAUGGCGGCAAGUGCCGCAAUCCCUGCCUGGAGUACGGUGCCUGCGGCACCAAUGCCCAAUGCCGUGUAGUUAACCGCCAGGCCCAAUGUUCCUGCCCACCCGACUUCUUUGGAAAUCCUGCCAGCGAGUGCCAGCCCCUGGACGGUGGCUGCUCCAACAGCCCGUGUGGCGUCAACUCCAAGUGUACCGAAGUGCCCGGCGGCUACGAGUGUGCCUGCAUGGAUGGCUGCAUCGGGGAUGCCAACAAGGGGUGCCUCUGCGAGGGACCUCUGGUGAAUGCCUGUCAUGAUCAUCCAUGUGGAUUGAAUGCGGCCUGCCAUGUGCUGGACAACGACCAAGCCGAGUGCUACUGCCCGGAGGACUUCCCCAACGGAGAUGCCUAUGUGCAAUGUUAUUUGACUCCACCGCAACAGGACUGCCGAACUCUCGGCUGCGAUGUGGGCGACUGUGUGCGCCAUGGCUAUGAAUAUGUGUGCCAGCAGGACACCGAACAAUGCUACUCAGAUACGGAUUGUCCCAGUGAAAAAUCCUGCCUCCAAGGACACUGCAGCGAUCCUUGUACAAUGCGUGGCGCGUGCGGCUCGAAUGCGCUGUGCAAAACUGUUCUGCAUCGUCCGCGCUGCUCCUGUCCAAGUUGCCACAUCGGCCGGCCCGAAGUAGAGUGCAAGCCCGAUCCCAAUUAUCUCACCGAUGACAUGGACGCCAAGACCAAGGAGCAGAUACCAUGCUCCAGUGACAACGAGUGCCCGGAGACAUUGCAGUGCGGCCAGUACGGCCAAUGCACAGAUCCAUGCAACAAUCCCCUCUUCAUUUGCGAGAGCAACAAGAAGUGCGAGACACGACGCCACCAGCCCGUUUGCAUCUGCAAGUCGGGCUUCAUAGUCAACGAAUACGGAGAACUGACGUGUGCACCGGAUAAGCGGGAAUGCUAUCGCGAUGAUGACUGCGCCUCGAAUAUGGCCUGCACGGAUGGCAAAUGCCGGAACCCCUGUAUUGUGCCGUUGGGCCGGGCACCGGUCUGUGCCGAGAACAAGUCCUGCGAGGUGCAAAACCACAAGCCCGUGUGCAUCUGCAUGCGGGACUGUCAGCCCUCGAUAUCCAUUUGCCUGCGGGACGCUGGCUGUCCGGCUGGCCUUGCUUGCCGUAAACUGCAGUGCGUCGAUCCUUGCAAGUUUGCAACAUGCGCCCCCAACUCGCCAUGCAUUGUCGAGGAUCACAAGCCGAUAUGUAAAUUCUGCCCACCUGGAUUUAUAGCCGAUGCCAAAUAUGGAUGUCAAAAAGAAAUCGGUUGCGCAUCGAGUGAUGAGUGUCCCACCCAGCAGGCGUGCAUCAAUGCGCUUUGCGUGGAUCCCUGUACCUACAGUAAUCCCUGCAGCCGUACCGAAGACUGUCGAGUUCUCAACCAUCAGCCUUUGUGCUCUGCAGAAAUGGGUCGCACUCCUGGGUGCGAGCACUGUCCGCCGGGUGCCAAUUGCGAUCCCACCACUGGUACUUGUAUCAAGGCUAAUGUAACAAUAACAACUAGUACUACCAAGAAACCAAGAACAACCAAGAGACCAACACCAACACCAAGAACAACUGCAACUACAACCACAACCACAACAACUGCUAACCCAAACAAAAGUGUCAAAACACCGACCACCACCACUACCUCCACUAGCACUGAAUCGAGCACAGCAUCCACAAGCGCUACUAACCAAACAACCAGUAAGAAUAAGCCACCAGACACCGAAAGCACAACAUCCCACACGGAUGCCACAAGGCGGUAUCGCGAUGGAGAGAACAAUAUAACCGAUACACCGACGGCAAGGCCAUCGGUGGCAACGACCAAGUUGCGUGGCGAAGACGUGGCCGGCGACAGUCAACGGCGAACCACAACGACGCCAAAGAUGAAGACCACGCGUUUGGAUACAUCCAAUGAAGUGCCCGAUGCGACAACAACCUGGCCGACCGAGCUGCCAACCACUGAUGGCACCACAACGGAGAUCUACAGCACAAUAAUUGUCCCACUGGGAGGCAACAACGCCACCACCACUACUGACAUCUCAUUAAUUAACCCAUGUACAGUAGAUACUAACUGUGCCCCUAACGAGCACUGUAAGCUGGGCAAUUGCCGUAAGAAAGAGCCACCGGGUACACCGAAAACACCAGAACCCUGCCAAUCGAACAACGAUUGCAUUGAGAGCGAGGCCUGUUACAUGGGUCUGUGCCAGGAUCCUUGCGAUUUUGCCAAGAUAUGUGCCGCGAGUGCCAAGUGUACGGCUAAGAGUCAUCGACCCAUAUGCACCUGUCCGCAGGGACAUGAGGGCAAUCCGAUGGUCAAGUGUGUGCCCACCGAAACCUCAAUUGAAUGUACAGACAAUUCCGACUGCGGAGUAACGGAGGCUUGCAUCAAUGAGAGAUGCCAGCAUCCAUGCGAUGUUCACGAUCCCUGUGCCACGAAUGCCAUUUGCAUCAACACCAACCAUGCGGCCGACUGCAGUUGUGCCGAUGGUUUCCAGGGCAAUGGACGUGUCGGCUGUCAGCCAGCACGCACCCAUGUCUGCCAAUACAACGAGGACUGUCCACCGACGAAACUCUGCGAUCGCCUCAACCGUCGCUGCAUCAAUCCCUGCCAAGAGGAUUCCUGUGGCGAGAAUGCCGAGUGCGUACCAAUCAACCAUGGAACUGAUUGUCGCUGUCUGCCCGGCUUCCUAGGCAAUGCCUAUGUGCAGUGUUCGCCGCUGCAGGGAUGUCGUGCCGACACCGAGUGCGAUUCUAGUCAGGCCUGCAUCAAUGGAAAGUGUGCAUCGCCCUGUCAGUGCGGCGCCUUUGCACUCUGCGAUGUGAUCAACCAUCGUGGGGUGUGCAAGUGUCCGCCUGGAUACAAUGGAAAUCCCCAGGUGGGCUGCAGUCCGCCGCAGAAUCCUUGCGAUCCCAAUCCCUGUGGCCUCAGUGCCCUGUGUGAACUGGACAACGGCAAUCCCAUUUGCUACUGUCCCAAGGGACUCACAGGAAAUCCAUUCAAGAACUGCAUCCCGGAAGGCGAUGAAUGCACACCGAAUCCUUGUGGACCCAACUCCGGAUGUCGUCGCGUGGAUGGGCAAUCCGUCUGCUUCUGCCUGCCCGAAUACGAGGGUCAGCCCCCUUUGAUAGCCUGCGAGCUGCCGUCGAACCCAUGCGGACCGUCGCCGUGCGGCCCCAACACACAGUGCACCGUCCUGAGCAACGGCUUCUCCAAGUGCACCUGCCUGCCGGGUUACGUGGAGAGCCCCAACACCAUUCGUGGCUGUGUGGAACCCAUCAAUCCAUGCGAUCCCAGCCCCUGUGGCACUGGUGCCAUCUGCGACUCGUCGCGCCAACCAGUGUGCUACUGUCCGGACAACAAGAUCGGAAAUCCCUUCAGGCUGUGCGAGAAGCCCGCGGUGUCAAUUGAGCUCUGCCAGCCAGGUCCUUGCGGCCGAAAUGCCGACUGCUAUGUGGCCGGUAAUCGUGAGGAAUGCUACUGUCGCUCAGGAUAUGUCGGCGAUGCCUACCAAGGAUGCCGCGAGCCAAGUCGCACCGUCUGUGACCCGAAUCCAUGCGGACCCAAUGCCAAUUGCGUUGUCGCCGGCGAUGGACAGACCGCCUGCGUUUGUCCCGAAGGUCUCUCCGGUGAUCCCACAUCGCUGGUGGGUUGCCACGGCUAUGAGUGCCAGGUUGAUGCCGAUUGUCCCCACAGCAAAGCCUGCAUGGGCUUCCGCUGUUACGAUCCCUGCCCCGGAGCUUGCGGCCAUGGAGCCAACUGCCGCGUUGAGGAGCAUCACCCCGUUUGCUCGUGCAAUGCUGGCUUGACUGGCAACCCAGGAGUCCGUUGCUAUGCCCUGGACCAUCCGAAGACCAAUCCGUGUGUGCCCAGUCCCUGUGGCGUCAAUAGCGAGUGCAAACUGCUCAACAAUCGCGCCGUCUGCUCCUGCAUUCCCGGCUACCUAGGCGAUCCAGAGUCGGGCUGCCAGCCGGAGUGCGACAUCAACUCGGACUGCGGCGAGAUCCUGUCGUGCAUUAACCACAAGUGCGUGGAUCCCUGUGUAGGAGCUAUUUACGGUAUCAAUGCCAUUUGCAAUGUCCGCCAGCAUACGCCAGUGUGCCAUUGCUUGGACGGAUUCGCCGGCGAUGCCUUCCUUCAAUGCGUGCCGAUUGGAAUUUUGAAGAACGUGUCGCGCGACCCGUGUGCCCCGUCCCCCUGCGGACCGCACGACGUCUGCUCGGUCUAUGGCGAUGGUGUGGCACUGUGUGAUCCCUGUUUUGGACCCAAUGCCCAGCAGAAUCCACGUUGCCGACCCGAGUGUGUGGCCAACUCCGACUGUCCCUUCGAUCGUGCCUGUUUGGGUCAGCGCUGCCUCGAUCCUUGCCCCGGCUCCUGCGGACGCAGUGCCCAGUGUAAUGUGUACGAACACAAUCCGGUGUGUUCCUGCCCCGUAGGACUCUAUGGCAAUCCAUACGAGCAGUGCACCAUUCAAUCGGCAAUUGUACCAACUCCAGCGCCAAGCUGCGCAAAGCUGCAGUGCAGCGCCAAUGCUGAAUGCAAGCGGGCGCCCGGUGGCCUCGCCUGCGUCUGCCGCAAUGGAUACUUUGGUGAUCCACAUGUUGGCUGUCGUCCAGAGUGCGUGCUCAAUAGCGACUGUCCCGCGGACAAGGCCUGCAUGAACUCCAAGUGCGUGGAAGCCUGUGCUGGCGUGUGUGGUAUCAAUGCCGUCUGCCGUGUGGUGAACCAUGCCCCAGUGUGCAUCUGUUCUGAGGGUUACAGUGGAGAUGCCUCCAUUGCCUGUAAUCCUUACUAUCUGCCACCCGUUUCACCGCCCAUUGUGAGGCCACAUCCGGUCGAACCCUCGCCCUGCGGUCCCAAUUCCCGCUGUCUGGCCACCCCCGAGGGAUAUGCCGCCUGCUCCUGCCUGCCAAACUUGAAGGGAGCCCCGCCCGUCUGCCAGCCCGAGUGCGUCGUAAGCUCCGAGUGGGCUCCCAACCAGGCCUGUCUCAACCAGAGAUGCGCGGAUCCAUGUCCCGGUAUCUGCGGUGUCGGAGCCCGCUGCGAGGUGCUCAAUCACAAUCCCAUUUGCUCGUGCGAGCAAAAGUUCGAGGGAGAUCCGUUUGUUGCCUGCUCUCCCAUACCCGAGCCGGGUCGCGAGGUGGAUCUGCCCAAGAAUCCGUGCGUGCCCUCGCCCUGCGGACCCAACUCCAUUUGCCAGAUCAAACAGAACCGCCCGGUCUGCUCGUGUGUGGCCAACUACAUUGGCAGCCCGCCCUAUUGCCGGCCAGAGUGCACACUGAGCAGCGAGUGUCCUUCGGACAAGGCCUGCAUCCAUGAGAAGUGCCAGAAUCCCUGUGCCAAUGUCUGUGGACACAACGCCCGUUGUACGGUCAUCGCCCACUCCGCUCACUGCAGCUGCGACCAGGGUUACGAGGGAGAUGCCUUCAUCGGCUGCUCUCAGACAAAAGAAGAGAAAUCGGGUGAUGACUUUGGACCCUGCUAUCCCAAUCCUUGUGCCGAGAAUGCCGUGUGCACACCACACAACAAUGCCGCUCGCUGUAGCUGCAUUGAACCGUACUUUGGAGAUCCGUACAGCACUGGAUGCCGGCCCGAAUGUAUCUAUAACUCGGAAUGCCCCUCGUCGCUGGCCUGCAUCAAACAGCACUGUCGCAAUCCUUGCACAGCUGCCUGUGGAGCCAAUGCCGAGUGUGCCGUGGUCAACCACUUGCCAUCCUGUAGUUGCACCCGCGGUCACGAGGGAGAUCCGUUCGUGGGUUGCAAGCGUAUGCCUGUGGGACCUGUGAGCGUCUGUGAACCGAAUCCUUGUGGCCCCAACAGCAUCUGCCGAACGGUCGAGGGUCAUCCCACGUGCAGCUGCCAAGUGGGUUACUUUGGAGCCCCGCCACAGUGCCGGCCUGAGUGCGUCGUCAGCUCGGAAUGCUCGCAACAUCUGGCGUGCAUCAACCAGAAGUGUACUGAUCCGUGCGCCGAAACCUGCGGCUUCAAUGCCAAGUGUCAAGUUAAUAACCACAACCCGAUAUGCUCUUGUCCCAGAGACUACAUUGGCGAUCCCUUUGAACAAUGUGUACCUAAACCAUCUGAACCGCCAAAGAAUUUGGAUCCCUGCCUGCCCAGUCCAUGUGGACCCAAUGCCAAUUGUCGGAAUGUGAACAAUCGCGCCGAAUGCUCCUGUGCUCCGGGCAUGUUCGGAGCCCCACCGAGCUGCCGACCCGAGUGCGUUAUCAAUCAGGAUUGUUCAUCCAACCGGGCUUGCAUUCGCCAGAGAUGCGAGGAUCCUUGCAUUGGAAUCUGUGGCUUCAAUGCCCACUGCUCUACACAGCAUCAUUGAGGGUUUUGCUUGCUAUUAGUCGUGGUUCCGGACCAACCAGCCGAUCCACGUCACCUAUCCCCAUGUGGUGCCAAUGCCAUCUGUCGUGAACGCAAUGGUGCCGGGUCAUGCAGCUGCAUCCAGAACUAUUUCGGUGAUCCGUACAUAAACUGCCGCCCCGAGUGCGUGCAGAACAGUGAUUGUCCCGCGAGCAGGUCCUGCAUCAACAUGAAGUGCGGCGAUCCCUGCGCCAAUGCCUGUGGCUUCAAUGCCAUCUGCCGUGUGGCCCAUCACCAGGCGGUUUGUAGCUGUGAACCCGGAUUCACAGGCAAUCCGCAACGCGCCUGCGUCGAGCGUCCCUCAAAUAUGUACCUGCCCUUGCCCAAAGACCCUUGUAGACCAUCGCCUUGUGGCCUGUUUAGCACUUGCCACGUGGCUGGAGAUCACCCCGUUUGCGCUUGCCUUCCGGACUACCUUGGCGUUCCCCCCAACUGCAAGCCCGAGUGCCGCACAAGUGCAGAAUGUCCCUCGGAUAGGGCGUGUAUCAAUCAACGUUGCCGCGAUCCCUGUCCCGGCACUUGUGGUUACAAUGCGCGUUGUCGCUGUACGAAUCACUCCCCCAUUUGUAGCUGCAUCGACGGCUACACCGGUGAUCCGUUCCAUCAGUGUCUGCCCGAAAGAAAACCGGAGCCGAUACCAGACCCCAUCGUGCCAUUGAAUCCCUGCGUACCAUCGCCCUGCGGUCCCAACUCCCAGUGCCGCACUGGAGCCGUGUGCUCCUGCGUGGCCAACUACAUUGGACGUCCGCCGGCCUGCCGGCCGGAGUGUAGCAUCAAUUCAGAGUGCCCCGCCCGGAUGGCCUGUAUGAAUGCGCGUUGUGCCGACCCGUGCAUCGGUUCCUGCGGCAACAAUGCCCUCUGUCAUGUCAGUCAACAUGCUCCGGUGUGCAUGUGCGAGCCUGGCUUCAGUGGCGAUCCCUUCACCGGCUGCUACAAGAUCUUAGAAACGCCCAUUGAGGUCUUACAACCCUGUCGCCCCAGUCCUUGCGGCUUGAAUGCCUUGUGCGAGGAGCGAAAUCGCGCUGCUGCCUGUAAAUGUCUGCCCGAGUACUUUGGGGAUCCGUACACCGAGUGUCGCCCCGAGUGCGUCAUCAAUUCGGACUGCCCCAAGUCGCGGGCGUGCGUCAAUCAGAGAUGCGUCGAUCCCUGUCCCGGGAUGUGCGGCCACAGCGCCCUGUGCGCUGUCUUCAAUCAUGCACCCAACUGUGAAUGCCUGCCCGGCUACACGGGAAACCCCAUUGUCGGCUGUCACCUGGUACCCGAGACGCCACGCUAUCCCGACCCAAUAGUACCCGAAAAUCCAUGCCAACCCUCGCCCUGCGGCCUCUACAGCAACUGCCGCCCGGUCAACGGCCAUGCAGUAUGCUCCUGCGUACACAACUACAUUGGAUCCCCACCCAACUGCAGGCCCGAGUGCAUGAGCAGCUCGGAGUGCGCGCAGGACAAGUCGUGUCUGAACGAGCGGUGCAAAGAUCCCUGCCCGGGCACCUGUGGCAACAAUGCGCUCUGCCGUGUCGUUAACCAUAAUCCCAUCUGCUCCUGCAGCCCCGGCUUCAGCGGUGAUCCAUUUGUGCGCUGCUUCCCACAAGAAAAACGCCCCAUCGUCCAUGAUCGCGUCGAGCCAUGCGUGCCCUCGCCGUGCGGGCCAAACUCUCAGUGUCGGGUGUCGGCUAAUGAUCAGCCCGUCUGCUCAUGCUUGCAACAUUAUGUGGGUAGGGCGCCAAAUUGCCGACCCGAGUGCACUUCGAACUCGGAGUGUGCCGGCAACAUGGCCUGCAUCAAUCUGCGGUGCCGGGAUCCCUGCGUGGGUACCUGCGGAAGUCAGACCACGUGUCUUGUAAAUAAUCAUAGACCGAUAUGCCGCUGCCUCGAGGGCUAUGCGGGCGAUCCAUUCUCCGAGUGUAGUCCACAAACUAUCGUUCCGCCCGAGGUUGCACAGCCCUGCAAUCCCAGUCCCUGCGGCGCCAAUGCGGUGUGCAACGAGCGCAAUGGUGUUGGCUCCUGUUCCUGCCUGCCCGAAUACAGUGGCGAUCCGUACACCGAAUGCCGGCCGGAGUGUGUCCUGAACAGCUACUGUUCGAAGAACCGCGCCUGCCUCAACAACAAGUGCCGCGAUCCCUGCCCAGGUGUUUGCGGUGUCUCCGCCGAGUGUCAUGUGAUUAAUCACGCGCCCAGCUGCAGCUGCCCCUCCGGAUACACGGGCAACCCAUCGCAGUACUGCCGGGAAAUACCAAAAUUGGCCCCGCCUGUCCAGCCGUGUCGCCCGUCGCCAUGCGGCCCGUACAGCCAGUGCCGCGAGGUGAACGGACAUGCGGUCUGCUCAUGCACCACCAACUAUGUGGGCACUCCGCCCGCCUGUCGACCGGAGUGCUCUGUUAGUUCCGAGUGCUCUCAAGACAGGGCUUGCGUGAACUUGCGCUGUGUAGACCCCUGUCCCGGAACCUGGGGCCACGAGGCCAUUUGCAAGGUCACGAAUCACAAUCCCAUCUGCUCGUGCCCCAGUGGCUACAGCGGCGAUCCGUUUGUGCGAUGCGCUCCACGGCAACAAGAACCGGAGCAGCCAAAGUCCAAUGAGAAUCCCUGCGUGCCCAGUCCCUGCGGCCGCAACUCCCAAUGUCGCGUGGUGGGCGAGACUGGCGUCUGUUCCUGUCUGCCCAACUUCGUGGGCCGUGCGCCCAACUGUCGCCCAGAGUGUACCCUCAAUUCCGAGUGUCCUGCCAAUCUGGCGUGCAUCAAUGAGCGCUGCACAGACCCUUGUCCGGGGUCAUGCGGCUUCAAUGCCUACUGCAGUGUCGUUGGCCACUCGCCCAUCUGUUCGUGCGACAAUGGCUUCACUGGCGAUCCAUUCGCUGGCUGCAAUCCGCAACCUUUGCCAGAACCCGAUGAGCGCCUGACACCCUGCCAACCCUCGCCCUGUGGCCCCAAUGCCGAGUGCCGUGAACGCAGCGGCGCCGGCUCCUGUACGUGUCUGCCAGAGUACUUUGGCGAUCCGUACAGUGGCUGUCGUCCCGAGUGCGUGGUUAAUAGCGAUUGCUCACGCGAUAAGUCCUGCGUCAACCAGAAAUGCGUGGACCCUUGUCCUGGCGUUUGUGGCCUGAACGCCGAGUGUCGUGUGUCCAAUCACUUGCCCAGCUGCUCGUGCCUGGCCGGCUACACUGGAAAUCCGUCGAGUGCAUGCCGUGAAAUACCCCAACUCCCACCCCCACCCCUGGCCGAUGUGAAUCCCUGUAGACCCUCGCCGUGCGGUCCGUACAGCCAGUGUCGGGAGAUCAAUAACCAUGCCGUGUGCUCUUGCCAGCCCGGACUCGUUGGCUCUGCCCCCAACUGUCGGCCCGAGUGUAUCAUAAGCUCCGAUUGUGCCCAAGAUCUCAACUGUCAGAAUCAGAAGUGUGUGGACCCGUGUCCGGGCACAUGCGGCAUUGAGGCACGUUGUCAGGUCAUAAACCACUAUCCUGCAUGCUCCUGUGCCCCAGGCUAUACCGGAGAUCCCUUCAAUCGGUGCACUAAAAUAUUGUGUAAGCCCGAAAAGUCCGGUAAUCCCUGUGUACCCUCGCCGUGCGGACCCAACUCGAAAUGCAUCGAUGUGCGCGGUUCGCCUGCAUGCUCCUGUCUGCCGGACUACCUCGGCCGGCCGCCCAACUGUCGGCCCGAGUGCAUGAGUAGUGCGGACUGUCCGGCGAAUCUCGCGUGUGUCAACCAACGCUGCGCAGAUCCGUGUGUUGGAGCUUGUGGCCAGAACUCUCUGUGCCAGGUGAUCAAGCAUCGUCCAACAUGCGAAUGCGUGCCUGGUUACACCGGCGAUCCGUUCUCCGGCUGUGCUGUUGUACAGCAAAUUACGCCAACGGAGGCGCCACGCAAUCCCUGCAAUCCCAGUCCAUGCGGCGCCAAUGCCGUGUGUCGCGAGCGCAACGGCGCCGGCUCCUGCACCUGUCUGCCUGAAUACUUUGGCGAUCCGUACAGUGGCUGCCGCCCGGAAUGUGUCCAGAACGAUGACUGCGAUCGCUCCCGUGCCUGCAUCAACAGCAAGUGCCAGGAUCCUUGUCCCGGUGCCUGCGGAAUCAAUGCCGAGUGCCGUGUCCUAAAUCAUGGUCCCAACUGCAACUGCUUCGAGGGCUACACGGGUGAUCCGCAUCGCUCCUGCGCUCUGCUUGAAGUGGUGACCCGACGACCCGAGAACCCAUGCCAGCCCUCGCCCUGUGGACCCUACAGCCAGUGCCUGGACACGAACAGCCAUGCGGUCUGCUCCUGCCUAGAGGGCUACAUCGGAGCACCGCCCAGCUGCAAGCCGGAAUGUGUCGUCAGCUCCGAGUGCCCCCAGAAUCGGGCGUACAUCAAUCAGAAGUGCGCCGAUCCCUGUCGCGGAUCCUGCGGCAACAAUGCCAAGUGCCAGGUGGUGAACCACAAUCCCAUCUGCAGCUGCGUGCCCGGCAUGACCGGCGAUCCCAUCAGCGGCUGUACACCCAGCGAAGAUGCCAAGGAAUAUCAAGAGCCGUGUGUGCCCUCACCCUGUGGCCCCAAUGCCAUUUGCCGCGAGAUUGGAAACCAAGCGGCUUGCUCCUGCAAUGCCAACUUCAUUGGACGUCCGCCCAACUGCCGGCCAGAGUGCACCAACAACGACGAGUGCCAGAAUCAUCUAUCCUGCCAGCAGGAGCGCUGCGUCGAUCCCUGUCCUGGCUCAUGCGGCAGUAACGCCGUCUGUCAGGUAGUGCAACACAAUGCCGUCUGCUCCUGUGCCGAUGGCUACGAGGGUGAGCCGCUCUUCGGGUGCCAGCUGAUUCCCCUGCUGCUGCCCACCGAGGCGCCCACAUCGCCAUGCGAACCUUCGCCGUGCGGCCCCCAUGCCGAGUGUCGCGAACGCAACGGAGCCGGCGCCUGCUACUGCCAUGAGGGCUUCGAGGGCAAUCCCUACGAUGCACAGCGCGGCUGCCGACGCGAGUGCGAGAUCAACGAUGAGUGCACGGCCGCCCAGGCGUGUGUCCGCUUCAAGUGUAUCGAUCCCUGCGACAAUAUGUGCGGGGAGUACGCUCUCUGUACAGUGGAUAACCAUGUGCCCACCUGCACCUGUCCGGCCGGCUACAGCGGAGAUCCGUUCUUCAGCUGCAAGCCCGUGCCGGUUACCCCGCGUCCACCGCUGAACCCGUGCAAUCCCUCGCCCUGCGGCCCCAACAGCAACUGUCGCAGCAUCAACAACCAGGCCGUAUGCUCCUGCCAGUCGGGCUUCGUCAAUCAGCCGCCCAACUGCGGACCCGAGUGUAUAGUCAGUGCGGAGUGCUGUGUGAACAAGAAGUGUGUGGACCCAUGUCUGCACACCUGCGGCAUUCGUGCCAUCUGCAGUACCAAGAACCACAGCCCCAUCUGCACAUGCCCCCGCGGCAUGAGCGGUGAUCCCUUCGUUCAGUGCUCUAGGAUACCUAUAACACACGAUGUGACUACAGCAGAACCUCCAGCUGCAUCUUGUGUGCCUUCACCUUGCGGUCAAUGCCAGAUUGUGGGCAAUAGUCCGGCCUGCUCCUGCUUGCCGAACUUUAUUGGCGCCCCACCACGUUGUCGGCCGGAAUGUGUCCUGAACUCCGAAUGCGGACCCACGGAGGCGUGCAUCAAUCAAAAGUGCGGCGAUCCGUGCUCUGGUUCCUGUGGCUUCGAGGCCAAGUGUCAUGUUCUGAACCAUCUGCCCAUUUGCAACUGCAUCGAGGGCUACGAAGGCGAUCCGUUUGUGCGCUGUACCGAGAAACCAGAAGGCAAGACCCCGCCGCCGGUCGCCAACGAUCCGUGCAAUCCGAGUCCAUGCGGCCCGAAUGCCGACUGCUUUGCCGGUGAGUGCCGCUGCCAGAAUAACUAUCAAGGAAACGCCUACGAAGGCUGCCGACCCGAGUGUACCCUCUCGGCGGACUGUCCGCGGGACAAGGCCUGCAUGCGGAACAAGUGUGUGGAUCCCUGCCCCGGAAUCUGUGGCAACAAUGCCGUUUGCGAGGUGAUGAACCACAUACCCGUAUGCUCCUGUCUGCAGGGCUACGAGGGCGAUCCGUUUACCAAUUGUCGCGUGAAGCUCAUCGAAGAUACACCUAAAGUCCAGGCCUGUGCUCCGUCCCCAUGCGGCUCGAACAGCCAGUGCCGCGAUGUCAACGGACAUGCCGUCUGCUCGUGCCUGGAAGGAUACAUUGGGGCGCCGCCUCAAUGCCGUCCCGAAUGCGUGGUAUCUAGCGAAUGCUCUGCGCUACAGGCUUGUGUCAACAAGAAGUGCGUGGAUCCCUGCGCCGCUGCUUGUGGCCUGGAGGCACGCUGCGAGGUCAUCAAUCACAGCCCCAUCUGUGGCUGCCCUCCUGGCCGAACUGGAGAUCCCUUCAAGCAGUGCACAGAGAUAGCCGUGGCCACGCCUCCAGAUGUUAAGGAAGCCCCCAGAGAUCCAUGUGUGCCCUCGCCGUGCGGACCCAACUCCAUAUGCAAGCCCGAUGAGCGAGGACCCGUGUGCCAGUGCCAGCCAGAGUUCUUUGGUUCGCCACCCAACUGCCGGCCCGAGUGCAUUAUCAAUCCCGACUGUGCCUCGACGCAGGCCUGCAUCAACAACAAGUGUCGCGAUCCCUGCCCCGGCUCUGGCACAAACGCCGAAUGCCGCGUCAUCGGUCACACGGUCUCGUGCUCCUGCCCAGCGGGAUAUGCUGGCAACGCGUUUGUGUAGUGUGUGCCGCAACAGGAGGAACCGGUCAAGCCGUGCCAACCUUCGCCUUGUGGCGCCAAUGCCGAGUGUAUUGAACGGAACGGAGCUGCUGCCUGCAAGUGCAUCGACGAGUACCAAGGCAAUCCCUACGAGGGUUGCCGACCCGAGUGCGUGCUCAGCUCGGACUGUACCACGGACAAGGCAUGCAUACGGAACAAGUGUCAGGAUCCCUGCCCGGGAAUUUGCGGCCUGAAUGCCCAGUGCUAUGCCGUGAAUCAUGUGCCCAAUUGUGUCUGCCUCGAUGGUCACACGGGCGAUCCGUUUACCAACUGUCGCCGCGUGGAGCCCACAACGCCACCGCCAGUCGCCGAUCCCUGCAUCCCCUCGUCCUGCGGCGCCAACAGCAAGUGUCGCAUUGCCAACGGACUGGCCGUCUGCUCCUGCCUGGAGAGCUUCAUUGGAGCUCCGCCGAACUGUAAGCCGGAAUGCACGGUGAACGCCGAGUGUCAGCCGAACAAGGCCUGCCACAAGUUCCGCUGUGCCAAUCCCUGUGCAAAGACGUGCGGCAUCAAUGCCAAGUGCGAGGUGAUCAAUCACAAUCCCAUCUGCAGCUCGGAUUUGACAGGCGAUCCGUUCGCCCGUUGUUAUCCAGCGCCUGCCGUUGCCGGACCUAAGGAUGCUCCGGAGUCCAAGACGCCCUGCCAGCCCUCGCCAUGCGGCCUCUACUCAGAGUGUCGCGUGCGCGACGAGCAGGCCUCCUGCUCCUGCCUGCCCAACUACAUUGGGGCACCGCCCAACUGCCGACCCGAGUGCAUUGUAAAUACGGACUGCUCGCCGAACCGCGCCUGCAUUGCCGAGAAGUGUCGCGAUCCCUGCGACGGCUCCUGCGGCAUCAACUCCGAGUGUCGCAUCCAGAACCACCUGGCCAUAUGCACCUGCCGCGGUGGAUUUACCGGCGAUCCGUUCGUUCAAUGCGUGGAGAUCAUUGAGACGAUCACGAAGCCUCCACUGAACGAACCACAGGAUCCCUGCGACCUGCAACCGUGUGGAGCCAAUGCGGAAUGCCACGAGGGCACCUGCACCUGCUUGAGAGAUUACCAGGGCGAUCCCUAUACGGGAUGUCGUCCGGAGUGUACGCUGAGCACCGACUGCGCCCCCGUCAAGGCGUGCUUGAACAAGAAGUGCGUGGAUCCCUGUCCCGGAGUGUGUGGCCAGAACUCGCAGUGCGAUGUCUCCAAUCACAUACCGAUCUGCAGCUGCCUGCAGGGCUACACGGGUGAUCCGUUCGUGCACUGCCGCCUGGAGACGCCCGUGGCCAAGGACCCAUGCCAGCCGAAUCCCUGCGGUCCCAACAGCCUGUGUCAUGUGUCGGCCCAAGGACCGGUGUGUGCCUGCCAGCAAGGCAUGCUGGGCUCACCGCCCGCCUGCAAGCCAGAGUGCAUAGUCAGCUCCGAAUGCUCCCUGCAAACUGCCUGCGUACAGAGGAAGUGUGUCGAUCCUUGCCCCGGCGCCUGCGGCCAGUUCGCACGCUGCCAAGUGAUCAACCACAAUCCAUCGUGCUCCUGCAAUUCAGGAUACACGGGAGAUCCGUUCACGCGCUGCUUCCAGGAAGAGCGCAAGCCGCCAACACCCACGGAACCAUGUCAACCAUCACCCUGCGGACCAAAUUCGGAGUGUAAGGUGCUCAAUGGAAAUGCCGCCUGCUCGUGCGCCGCCACCUUCAUUGGAACGCCACCCAGCUGCCGGCCCGAGUGCUCCAUCAAUCCCGAAUGUCCACCGACCAAGGCUUGCAUACGCCAGAAGUGCUCCGAUCCCUGCGUGAAUGCCUGCGGCUUCAAUGCCCGCUGCAAUGUGGCGAAUCAUCAACCCAUCUGCACAUGCGAUGUGGGCUACACAGGAGAUCCGUUCACCGGCUGUCAAAAGGAACAAGAGCGCAUUGUCAAUGAACAGGUGACGCCCUGAGAACCCAAUCCCUGCGGCUCGAAUGCUGUAUGUCGCGAACGCAAUGGGAUCGGCUCCUGCCAGUGCCUGCCCGAUUACUUUGGCGAUCCCUACCAGUCCUGUCGCCCCGAAUGCAUCCGAAACUCGGACUGUCCCACGAACAAGGCCUGCCAGCAGCAAAAAUGUCGCGAUCCCUGCCCCGGCACCUGCGGCACCAAUGCGGACUGCAGCGUUACGAAUCAUCUGCCCACCUGUACAUGCCGCAUCGGAUACAUUGGUGAUCCCUACCGCUACUGCCAUGUGGAGCCAGCCCAACCUAUCCGUCUGGCCGAACCCGCACAACCCUGCCACCCCUCGCCGUGUGGCCCCAACUCUCAGUGUCGCGAACUCAACGGCCAGGCCGUCUGCUCCUGCAUCGAGCUGUACAUCGGUCUGCCCCCCAACUGCCGUCCCGAAUGCGUGCUCAGCAGCGAGUGUCCCACGGACAAGGCGUGCAUAAGUCAGCGAUGCCAGGAUCCCUGCCCGAGUACAUGCGGCAUCAAUGCCGAGUGCCGGGUUCGGAAUCAUGGUCUACUCUGUCAGUGCCGUCAAGGCUUCACCGGCGACUCCUUUACCCGUUGUUAUGCCCUGCCACCCCCGCCGCCUGUUGUUCAGCGUGUUGAUCGUGAUCCCUGCAUGCCAUCGCCCUGCGGCUUGAACAGCCAGUGUCGCAAUGUGCAGGGCGUGCCCUCCUGCUCCUGUCUGCCCGAGUUCCUUGGAGCACCACCCAACUGUCGUCCCGAAUGCACCAUCAGUGCCGAGUGUUCCUCGAAUCUGGCCUGCAUCCGUGAAAAAUGUAUCGAUCCAUGUCCAGGGUCCUGUGGCUACGAUGCAGAAUGCAAUGUGGUGAAUCACACGCCCAUUUGCGUCUGUCCCGUAGGCUAUACUGGGGAUCCGUUCAGCAGUUGUCGUCUGUCGCCCCCCGAACCCGUUCAAAGUGAAUAUGUGGAUCCGUGCAACCCAUCGCCGUGUGGUCCGAACGCGCAGUGCUCCAACGGUGUCUGCAGCUGUUUGUCCGAGUUCCAUGGCGAUCCCUAUGCCGGCUGUCGUCCGGAAUGUGUCCUCAACUCCGACUGUCCCAGGGACAAGGCCUGUCUGCGCAGCAAGUGCCAGAAUCCAUGUCCAGGAACGUGCGGCGAGAAUGCCAUUUGCGAUGUCAUACAUCACAUUCCGAUGUGCCGUUGUCCGGACGGCACCGGCAGUGCCUUUAUACGCUGCUCUCCCGUCCAGCAAACUAUUGUGGAAACGAAUCCCUGCCGUCCAUCUCCCUGCGGACCGAAUUCCCAGUGCCGCGAGGUCAACCAGCAGGCGGUUUGCUCCUGCCUGUCCAGCUAUAUCAGUGCCCCACCGUCCUGUCGCCCCGAGUGUACCUCGAACGCCGAGUGCGCGCCCUCGCAGGCGUGUCUGAACCAGCGUUGCGGAGAUCCUUGCCCUUGCACCUGUGGCGUAGGUGCCAACUGUGCCGUGGUCAGCCAUAGUCCCUUCUGCACCUGUCCCGAACGCUUCACCGGGAAUCCCUUCAUCCGUUGUCAGCCACAAAUUGAACCCGUGCGUGAUCUCGUCCCAGUCGAACCCUGUCGUCCAUCGCCAUGUGGCCCCUAUUCCCAAUGGAAUACAUUGGACACAUUGGACACAUACAUUGGACGGCCUCCGAACUGCCGUCCAGAGUGUGUAACGAGCUCGGACUGCACCAGCCAGAUGACAUGUGUCAACCAGAAGUGCGUCGAUCCGUGUCCCGGACGCUGUGGUCUCAAUGCCGAGUGUCGUGUAGUGAGCCAUGCGGUGCAGUGCAUCUGCCAGCAAGGCUUCACCGGCGAUCCCUUCGUGCAGUGCAGCCCCGAAACCAUCCGCCACAUCGAGGUUCGCACUCCGUGCAGCCCCAGUCCCUGUGGACCGAAUGCCGUUUGCCGUGAUCGCAAUGGCGUCGGUUCCUGCCAGUGCAUGCCCGAAUAUUUCGGAGAUCCCUAUGCCGGCUGUCGGCCGGAAUGUAUGCUGGACUCGGACUGUCCCUCGAACAGGGCGUGCCAGCAGCUGAAAUGCCAGGAUCCCUGUCGAACAUGCGGCCUGAAUGCCCAGUGCCAGGUAGUAAACCAUCUCCCAACCUGCAAUUGCCUCACUGGAUAUGAGGGGGAUCCGUACCGCCAGUGCACCAGAAUGCAAGAGCCACCACAAAAAGAGUACGUGAAUCCUUGCCAGCCCUCGCCCUGCGGCCCCAAUUCCCAGUGUCGUGUGGCCAACGAGCAGGCCGUUUGCUCUUGCCUGCCCCUCUUUGUGGGAACUCCUCCCGCCUGUCGACCCGAAUGCACCAUCUCCUCCGAGUGUCCCAGCCAUCAGGCAUGUGUUAACCAGAAGUGCGUGGACCCAUGCACCGGCGACAGCUGCGCCAGCAAUGCCGUGUGUCGAGUGCGUAACCACAGUCCCAUCUGCAGUUGCCUCAGUGGCUUCACUGGCGAUGCCUUUACGCGUUGCUUCCCCAUUCCACGUAAGUGUAUGCCCACCCAAUCCCAACCCCUGAGAGAUCCCUGUCUGCCUACACCCUGUGGACCCAAUUCGGAGUGCCGCAACAUCAAUGGGGUGCCCGCGUGCUCCUGUUUGUCCAGCUUCAUGGGGCAGGCGCCCAACUGUCGACCCGAAUGCACCAUCAACGCCGAGUGUCCCUGCCAAAGGGCGUGCAUCAAUCAAAGGUGUCGCGAUCCCUGUCCAGGGGCCUGCGGCCUGGAUGCAGUCUGCAGUGUCAUCAAUCAUACGCCACUCUGCGCCUGCAUCGAUGGGUAUAUCGGAAAUCCCUUCACCAAAUGUAGCCCCAAGCCACCAGAACCCACAUCCCCGCCACCGGUCGCCGACGAUCCAUGCAAUCCCUCGCCCUGCGGCUCGAAUGCCCGUGCCCGCAAUGGCCAGUGCUCGUGUAUACCCGAAUACCAGGGCGACCCCUACGUCUCCUGUCGUCCCGAAAGCGUGCUGAACACGGACUGUCCCAGAGAUCGAGCCUGCGUGCGCAACAAAUGCAUAGAUCCCUGUCCAGGCACCUGUGGCGUGAAUGCCCUUUGCGAAGUAACCAAUCACAUACCCAUCUGUCGCUGUCCCGACCGGACGUCCGGCAACGCAUUCUUCGAGUGUCGUCCCGUGCCGGCGAAGCCCAUCAUCCAGCAGAAUCCCUGCCAGCCAACGCCAUGCGGACACAGUCAGUGCCGCGUUGUGCAGAACACGGCAGUCUGCUCCUGCCUGAAGGACUACGUGGGCAGUCCGCCCCAGUGCCGACCGGAGUGUGUCACCAACUCGGACUGUCCGGCAGAUCAGUCGUGUCAAAACAUGAAGUGCCGUGAUCCCUGUCCGGGAACAUGCGGCUUCAACGCCCUCUGCAACGUGGUCAAUCACAGUCCUUUUGCAGCUGCCCCCACGGGCAUGUCCGGCAAUCCAUUCGUCAGCUGCCAGCAGCUGCCCCAACGCGAUGAUCGACCCCAGAACCCCUGUCAGCCCUCGCCCUGCGGCCCCAACUCCGAGUGUCGCGUCUCAGGAGACUCCCCAUCAUGUUCCUGCCUGCCAGAGUUCGUUGGAGCUCCUCCCAACUGCAAGCCCGAAUGCAUCUCCAGCUCAGAAUGCCCCACCAACAGGGCCUGCAUCAACCAGAAAUGCGUGGAUCCCUGCCCUGGACUAUGCGGACAGAAUGCCAACUGUCUGUUCAGUCACACGGCCAUGUGUCUGUGCGAGAGCGGCUUCACCGGUCAUCCAUUCACUCAGUGUAGUCCGGUCAGGGAUGCCCCCGUGGAGGUACUGCAGCCCUGCAAUCGUCCCUGUGGCGUCAAUGCCAAGUGCGAGGAGCGCGGUGGGGCUGGAUCCUGCACCUGUCUGCCGGAGUACUUUGGCAAUCCCUACGAUGGCUGCCGCCCCGAAUGUGUCCUGAACUCCGACUGUCCUUCGAACAGAGCCUGCGGGAAUCAGAAGUGCCGCGAUCCCUGUCCGGGAGUGUGCGGUCAGAUCGCCGAGUGCCAGGUGGUUAAUCACCUGGCCACAUGCAAUUGUCUGAUUGGCUACACCGGAGACCCCUACACCCUGUGUCGCAUCGUAGAGAACGAACCACGUAAGACCAUCUAUGUGAAUCCCUGCCAGCCGUCACCCUGCGGUCCCAACUCGCGUUGCCGCGAGAUCAACGAUCAGGCUGUGUGCUCCUGCCUCCCCGAGUUCAUUGGCAGUCCCCCGGCUUGUCGGCCGGAAUGCACCAGCAGCUCGGAAUGUGCCGCCGACAAGGCGUGUGUGAAUCGCAAAUGCGUGGAUCCCUGUCCGAAUGUUUGCGGUCAGCAGGCCGAGGGUCGCGUUCGCAAUCACAAUCCCAUCUGUAGCUGUCUGAGCGGAUACACCGGAGAUCCAUUCACCCGCUGCUACCGUCAGCCCCGUAAGCCACAAAGAAUACUUCGAAUACCCCCUGAUCCUUGUGACCCUCGCCGUGUGGGGGCCAAUUCCCAGUGUCGCGAUGUCUAUGGCCCACCCUCUGCUCUUGCCUGCCCGUUCUUAGGACCGCCGCCCAACUGUCGACCCGAAUGUUCCAUCAAUGCGGAGUGUCCCAGCAAUCAGGCGUGCAUCAAUCAGAAGUGUCGCGAUCCCUGUCCCGGCUCCUGUGGCCUCAACACCCAGUGCAAUGUGAUCAAUCACACGCCAAUCUGCAGCUGUCUUCUGGGGUAUAUCGGGGAUCCAUUCAGCGUUUGUAUCCCGAACCGCCUUCAAGAUCCACUGCCUCCUCAAGAUCCCUGUUAUCCCUCACCCUGUGGCUCCAAUAGCCGCUGCAAUAAUGGCGUAUGCUCGUGUCUGCCGGAGUACCAUGGCGACCCCUACACCGGUUGUCGUCCCGAGUGCGUCCUCCACACAGAAUGCGAUCGUAGUCGCGCCUGUGUGCGGCACAAGUGUGUGGAUCCCUGCCCCGAAUGUGGAACGAAUGCGAUAUGCGAGGUCCUGAAUCACAUUCCCAACUGUCGCUGUCCCGCGGAAAUGCAGGGAAAUGCCUUCAUCCAAUGUAGCCCUGUGCCACAACUCGAUGACGUGCAGAAUCCCUGCCAGCCCUCGCCCUGCGGACCGAAUGCCCAGUGUCGCGUGGCCAACCAGCAGGCCAUUUGCUCCUGCAUCGCGCCCUUCAUUGGCAGUCCACUUUGUCGUCCGGAGUGCACCAGCAACGCGGAAUGUCCCCUGAACCUGGCAUGUUUGAACCAGAAAUGCAGCGAUCCUUGUCCGGGCGUCUGCGGCCGCAGUGCCCAGUGCCAUGUGACGAACCACAGUCCUUUCUGUCGCUGCUUGGACCGCCACACGGGCAAUCCCUUCGUCAGUUGCCAGCCGAUCAUUGAGCCGCCAGUGCCGCCGCCGCGUCAGCCAUGCCUCCCCUCACCCUGCGGCGCGUAUGCCCAGUGCCGGGAGAUCAAUGAGACGCCGUCGUGCACCUGUCUGCCCGAGUACAUUGGCGCUCCGCCGAACUGUCGGCCCGAAUGCGUUACCAGCUCCGAGUGUCCCACUCAUCAGGCUUGCAUCCAGCAGAAGUGUCGCGAUCCCUGUCCUGGUCUGUGCGGCCUCUUGGCGGAGUGUCGUGUGCUCUCGCACACUCCCAGUUGCGUCUGCCCCGAGGGAAUGGAGGGUGAUCCCUUCACCCAGUGUACGGAGAAGAGAAUCCAGCAGUUGGAUCGAUUGGACCCAUGCAACCCCAGUCCCUGUGGCGUCAAUGCCAGGUGCACUUCGCGCCAGGAUGCUGGCUCUUGUCAGUGUUUGCCGGAAUACUUUGGGAAUCCCUACGAGGGCUGCCGUCCGGAAUGUGUCCUCAACUCUGAUUGUCCAUCCAACAGAGCGUGUCAGCAGCAGAAGUGCGAGGAUCCUUGCCCGGGAACCUGCGGCCAGAAUGCCAUCUGCAAUGUCCUCAACCACGUGCCCAGCUGUAGCUGCCACGGGUAUUCGGGCGAUCCCUACCGUCAGUGCCUGCUUGAACCCAUCAAGGAGUAUCUGAAUCCCUGCCAGCCUUCGCCCUGUGGCCCCAAUUCCCAGUGUCGUGAGUCCAACGAGCAGGCCGUUUGCUCCUGUCUUCCCGAAUAUGUGGGUGCGCCUCCUGUCUGUCGUCCCGAGUGUACCAUAUCCUCAGAGUGCUCGCCGGAUAAGGCCUGCGUGGGCCAGAAGUGCAUCGAUCCCUGUCCGAAUACCUGCGGAGAGCAGGCCACCUGUCGUGUUGUGAACCACAGUCCCAUUUGUACGUGUCGCGCCGGUUACACGGGCGAUGCCUUCUACCGCUGUGUACCCAAACCCCCUGUGCCAGUGGCUCCUCCAGUGCAAAAGACACCAGUCGCCUGUGUGCCCUCCCCUUGUGGCCCGUAUGCCGAGUGCCGUUCGAAUGGCGCCGCUCCUGCCUGUUCCUGUUCGAUUGGGUACUUGGGGGCUCCGCCCAACUGCCGUCAGUGCCGCAUCAAUGCGGAGUGUCUCAGUAGAGAGGCCUGCAUCAAUGAGAAGUGUCGCAAUCCCUGUCCCGGCUCCUGUGGCCUUGGUGCCACUUGCAACGUGAUCAAUCAUACGCCCAGCUGCACCUCGCCGGGAUACACGGGCGAUCUUACCCACUGCCAGCCCCAACCUCCACCGCCACCAC